ACAAGAACAGUUGAGCGUUGUGCUCCGGGAGGGAAGGGUGUUUUGGCCAGCAUCAGCAUCUCAGUUCUCAGUCAGCGACGAAACGGGAAGGAUUAGCGCGUCUGGGAGGAGAGGCGCUUGGCAAAACGCGAUACGACGGAAUCUGCUCUUCAGAUGUUUCGUCAUGAAACAUCUUGCAACCCGAUGAGAGUUUAUUGUCGAGAAACAGUGGACAAGGCCUGGGGAAGAAGAACAGUGUUCAGAUUUGCAGCCGUUCCGAUAGGAUAAGACCGGAAAUGAAUGUCAGUUCGCGAAACUUCGCGUAAGAGUCAGGUUGACCGGAGGACACCUGAAACAGUGCCAAAGAGUGGUGUUAAAUUUUGUGUAAAAGGAAUGGAAAUUACCACAAAUUACUACAAAUGUUGUUAGAUACGAGAACUGUUGAAAAAUUUUCAGUGCAAAUUAAGAAACGCAGAUAUUAAAAAAAAAAAAUGCAGUGAAUUUUAGUGGUCUCAAGUUUCGCCCAAGACCGCGUGAGUUUUCGUCUCUGGAACUGCGACUAACCAGAAGUUUCCCGGGUAUCGCCUCCGUGUAUGGCCCCUGGGAAGGCUGGUCCCAUGGCGUCGCUGGCCACCAUCGACACGAGCUCCUCGAUGUACGCACCCACACAGCUACUGAACUGGGUGUACCUGACGCUGGCCGAUCAGAACGGUGCACCGACUUCUGAACAAGUCCCGUCGAAGAUCCUUCCACCGGUAUGGAGCCCGUUCCCAACAGCACAGACGUACAAUUACAACUAUAACAAUGGUUACAAUAGCAGCAGCCUCUCAGGGGGGCUCAGUGGACUCGCCAACGCGCUCAACGCGGGCCUAGGCAACUGUCUCACCACCGGCACCUUGAGCGAAAGUAUAGGAGAUCUCGCGGAUCACUUCACAGAACUGAGCCUGGGUCUGGAGAGGAAGCCGACAAAGAGGCCACCCCCCACAUACCUCUGUCACCUGUGUUUCAAGAAAGGACACUACAUCAAAGACUGCCCUCAGGCGAGGCCCAAAGGCGAGGGUCUAACUCCCUACCAGGGAAAAAAGCGGUGUUUCGGGGAGUAUAAGUGUCCUAAAUGCAAGAGGAAAUGGAUGUCUGGGAACAGCUGGGCCAACAUGGGGCAAGAAUGCAUCAAGUGCCACAUCAACGUGUACCCACAUAAACAGCGCCCUUUGGAAAAACCAGAUGGACUUGAUGUGUCUGAUCAAUCCAAGGUACAUCCUCAGCAUUUAUGUGAGAAGUGCAAAAACCUUGGCUACUACUGUCGUCGUGUACAGGUCUAACACCGUCCUGUCUGAUAAGAGGACAACUUCGAAAUCUUGUCUACAGCAGUAGCAGACAUCCUCUGUAUGUAAAUUCUUUACUGUGAGUUAUGGAUACAGUUUUUGUGAACAGCUCUGUAUACAAGACGAGGCCUGAGGGCCCAUCCUGCGUUACGCGAGUUCUGAGGAGGACAACGGUAACUCGGGAGAGAAACAGAAAUUAUUCGAGUUGGCAAACAACACAACACUGGCUGACAGAAAACAUUAAUGCUGCCAAGAAGUUGGGCUAAUUCUGUCGAGUAAAAUUCAGGUUGAAGCUUGCAUCUCUUUAUCUUGCACCUGUUGGGUUUCUAUCAAAGAACAUGUUCCGCAAAAAUUAUAUCUUUCUGUCUCCGAUUCUAACGCUUGCACAAUUGUGCACGCACAUCAUGAUAAUCCAUAAGCCAUUUCAUCUCAUGAAAUAAUUGCAGAAGGAAAGAACAAUGAAAUGUUGUAUUUUGAAUUGUGCUGUAAGUACCAAUAGGGGAGUGAUUUGUGCUUAAGAUGGCCAUGUUUGUUGCGUUGAAACUCAGGAAUCUUAAAGGUCACUGUGGUUAAAGAAAACAAAACGAAAAUAAGAGUAAUGUAACAUAUCUGUUCUAGAACAACGAUGUUUACUGUAAACAUAAA
Molecule: messenger RNA, 1949 nt
Organism: Zootermopsis nevadensis
Lineage: Eukaryota; Metazoa; Arthropoda; Insecta; Blattodea; Termopsidae
Product: zinc finger CCHC domain-containing protein 24
Molecular function (GO): nucleic acid binding; zinc ion binding
Source: RefSeq, a predicted model, not a curated record